Messenger RNA from Stereum hirsutum FP-91666 SS1, 1425 nucleotides. Its product is annotated as bifunctional 6-phosphofructo-2-kinase/fructose-2,6-bisphosphate 2-phosphatase. The record is from RefSeq and is a predicted model, not a curated record. Gene Ontology annotation, cellular component: cytosol. Lineage: Eukaryota; Fungi; Basidiomycota; Agaricomycetes; Russulales; Stereaceae. Bases 1 to 1425 code for a protein of 474 amino acids. The transcript has 11 exons. Gene Ontology annotation, biological process: fructose metabolic process; fructose 2,6-bisphosphate metabolic process. Gene Ontology annotation, molecular function: ATP binding; fructose-2,6-bisphosphate 2-phosphatase activity; 6-phosphofructo-2-kinase activity.
AUGGUCGCACCGCUAUAUACGACCGAUUCUGGUCUUCUCUUCCACGCCGGAAAGAUUUUAGUCGUUACAGUCGGUCUUCCUGCACGAGGAAAGACGCACAUAUCUCGGGCUCUUGAGCGGUAUCUUCGCUGGGCAGGUGUCAAGACAGCUGUCAUUUCGCUCGGCGACUAUAGGCGGAAGGUCAUCGGAGGCGCGCAGAAGCUACCGCCUGAUUACUUCUAUCUCGGAGAGAAGAGUGAGGAAACAGUCAAACUGAGGUUGAAGGUGCAGGAUGGAUGCGAGAAGAUGAUCUGGGACUUCUUCAAUGGAGGCGGCCAGGUCGUGAUCUACGAUGCGAACAAUGGGACAAAGGCUCAGAGGCAGAGAUUAGCGCAGAAAUUUGACACGGAGGGUAUUCAUGUUGUCAUACUCGAGUCGCUCUGCGAUGACAACGCAAUAAUCGAACAGAACAUUCGUAGCGUGAAGAUAUCCUCUCCAGACUAUCGGAAUUGGGACCCUGACCGUGCUGUUCAAGACUACUAUAAACGUAUUCAAGACCAUGAGAAGCACUACGAGGCCGUGGAAGAACUAACAUGGCCUUUCAUCCGUAUCAUCAACGUUGGAGAGAAGAUCAUGGUUAACAAUGUCAGGGGAUAUCUGCAAUCCCGAAUAGUCUUUUUCCUCAUGAACAUCCACAACAAAUAUCGGACAAUAUACUUUGCCCGUGUUUCCGACGCAGAUCUUUCGCCCGUGGGCUGGGAGUAUGCCGAGAAGUUGAAGGACUUUGUCUUGGAGCGACGCGCGAAAUCUCUCAAGGAGCGAGGUCUUGACCCUAAAGACAGUCGUCUCGUAGUCUGGACCUCUGCCCGUCGUCGUGCCCAUCACACCGCCUGGCCAUUCCUCACUGCCGCAGACCGCGCAAAAGGUCAUUCUUCGUCCGAUUCUCCCUUCAAUGUCAAAGUUGUCGAGAAACCUCAAAUGUCCGAAAUCAACCCUGGAGUUUGGGAUGGACUGACACCAGAUCAGGCGAGAAAGUAUUACCCCGAGGAAUGGGACCGGUUCACGAAGGACCCGUAUUCGUUCCGUGCGCCGAGGGCGGAGAGCUACCACGACUUGAGCGUACGGCUUGAGCCGACUCUCAUUGAGCUGGAGCGCGAACAAGAAGACCUUCUCAUCAUAGGUCACGCCUCCGUCAUCCGCUGCCUAAUGGCAUACCUCAUCGGUCUCCCUGCCUCUGAAAUUCCAGCCAUAGAAGUCGUCCGUGGCGAUCUACUAGAAGUCGUUCCAGCCUCCUACGGUGUGCACAGCCAGGCAUACCACUUCUGGGAUGGUCCUGGGAGGAAGCAGAGGUCGAUUCCACCUGGUGAAGAGACGAAUUUCUACGAGAAUUAUGCUGAGGACACAAAGGGUAAACGGCAGGCUGCAGUGGCUACAACUGGACCGUAG